Messenger RNA from Closterium sp. Yama58-4, 834 nucleotides. The record is from the annotation of a GenBank genome assembly. Lineage: Eukaryota; Viridiplantae; Streptophyta; Zygnematophyceae; Desmidiales; Closteriaceae.
AUGGCGUCAUCCCCAGACUCUAGCAAUACCGUUGAUAGGCGGCAGCGGCCUUUUACCGUUCAGCCUGGCGCUGCUGCACGCGCACGGCCGUCUCCUCGACCUGUCUUGCCCCAGCCGGAUGCUCCCAGUAGUGCAUCUACCCGGGAUGAGCCGAGCACUAGCUGCGACCGUCCUUGGCCCACCCUUCCUCGAGUAAUUGUCCCCACCUUUCCUGGGCGUAACCGCCCGCAGGGACAGACCAAGUGCAAUGCCGAUGCUGCCUCGCCAAGUCCUCGCUACCGCAUGACAAAACGCUCGCGGAAUGCCAUCACCGCGAAGGAGAAACUUCAUUGGUUGAAGAUGCAAGACUCUCAGCCCGACCUCUCUAACCGCGUGCUGGCGAAACUCGCGAACGUGCAGCCGUGCCAGAUCCGAGAAUGGAAGAAGAUGAGGGAGCGGCUGGAGGUCGCUUCCAGCUGUCGCCGUCGCCUCAUGGGGCACGGGCACAAGUCCAAUUAUCCGUUCAUGGAACGGGCUGUCUACCGCCAGUUCCUGAAGCACCGCUCAACUGGCGUGCUUCGUUCCGGUGGGCGAUUCGUUUCCGCGCGCUGGCACUUGGCGAGGCAUGUGAAGACGAAGAUGGGACAGAAGCUUGCAGCGGAGGAGCUGCAGGCGGCGGCGCAGGAGGAUGACGCCGCCGAGGAGGACGCGGAGGCGGCGGCGGCAGAGGAGGAAGGGGUUGUGCUUAAAGAAGGCGGGGAGGCAGAAGAGCUGAACGAUGACGAGUGGUGGCGCCCUGGCCGCUAUGAAGGGGAAGAGUAUGAAGAGUUCCAUGCAGAGGGCGAUUCUGAGUAA